Messenger RNA from Plasmodium relictum, 2667 nucleotides. Its product is annotated as conserved Plasmodium protein, unknown function. Gene Ontology annotation, molecular function: DNA replication origin binding. The coding region runs from base 1 to 2667 and encodes 888 amino acids. The transcript has a single exon. NCBI's taxonomy places the organism in Eukaryota, Apicomplexa, Aconoidasida, Haemosporida, Plasmodiidae. Gene Ontology annotation, biological process: DNA replication initiation; DNA replication. The record is from RefSeq and is a predicted model, not a curated record. Gene Ontology annotation, cellular component: nuclear origin of replication recognition complex; nucleus.
AUGAGAGAUUUUCUGAAUGAAUUGACCUUAGAAAAUAUAGCAAAUGUUAAAAUAAGAGCAUAUAAGAAUGAGAAUUUUGUUGAUGAGAAAGAAAAAAAGGAGAGAAAAAAUGAAGAUAAUUUUUAUAAUGUUUAUAUUUUGACAUAUAUAAAACAUAUUGUAAGAAUAAAAGCGAACUUAGCUUUACAUGGAGGUCUAUAUAGUAAUUAUUUUGAAAAAUAUGAAGAAGAAUCUAUUUCAAAUAUAAUGUUAGAAAAUUUACUAAAUAAAAAUGAUUUAAGUAAAGAAAACAAUAAAUAUAAUAGAAAAAUUGAUAAAGAGACAAAAAAUGAUAAAGAAAUGAAAAAAAAAGAAAUAAAUGAAGAUAAUAAAAGAGAUUUAAAUUACUCCAUUAAAGAAUUAUUAAGAAAAUUAAUUAAAUCUUAUAAAAUUAGAGAAAAUAAAAUAUUUUUAGUUACAGGCAUGUUAGGAUGUGGAAAAACUACUUGUGUAAGUUUAGCAAUAGAAUAUUUUAAUAAGUUUUUACAAAUUGAAAAAAAUAUGAAAAAUAGAAAUGAUAAAAAAAGUGUUUUAUUUUUAUCAGUUGAUGAGAAUAAUAAUAAAAAAACAUAUAAAAAAACUCCUUAUACUUCUAAAAAUUAUGAACAUGAGGUUACAAGUUAUGAAUCCACAUCAACUAAUGAUAAAAAAAUAAAAAUAAAUUAUAAUGAACCUCUUUUUAACUUUACACCCAGAAAAAAAAAAAAGAGAAAAACAAGUAAUUCUUCAGAAGAUGAAGAUGAUAUAAUUCAUAAUUCAAGUAAAAAGAAGGAUAAUUCUUUAAAUUUAAAUCUUGAACAAAUAAAUAGUAAUAUAAAGAAUAUUUUUGAAAAUAAUGACUUAUCUCCUCUAAGAAAGAAUGCAAAUAUAAGAAAUAAAAUACAGUUUGAACAAACUUUUAAAGAACAUAUUGCUAAUAAUCUUGAAGAAGAUAGUGAAAAUGAGCACUCAGAAUUUAAUGAGAAAUAUAAGAAAAUUGUAGAAGAAAUUAAAACAGAAGAAAAUGAAGAAAGAUGUAUUUAUACAAUUCGUAUCAGUGCAUAUUUAUAUAAAGAUGAUUUACAGUGUAUUAAAUCUAUUUUAUCACAAUUGUAUAAUUAUCUUAAUAAAGAAGAUAAAAUGGAAACGAAUUUACUAUUAAAUGAUUAUAUAAUAAAAUUAGAAAAUAUAUUAAUUGAAAUAAAUAAUGAUAAAAAACAAACUUUAUUGAUUAUUGAAAAUGUAGAAAAGUUUUGUUUACAAAAUAAGCAGAACUUACUAUAUACAUUAUUUGAUUUAUUACAUAAAAAAAGUAUUUGUAUUAAUAUAAUUUGUUUAACUAAUGUAUUAGAUAUUACUCAAAAUUUAGAAAAAAGAAUUAAAUCAAGAUUUACUUUUGAGAUGUUACAUAUAUCCCCUAUUUUAAAUAUAGAAGAAAUUUCUAAAUUAGUAUAUAAAAUUUUAUAUGUUAAUUUAGAUGAUUUUCAUCUCAUUAAAAAAUAUUAUUCUGUAUACUUUACCUAUAGUGAUCUAAUAAAAAUUCAAAAAUUUUUACAAAUUUAUAAUUCUACUAUGCAAAAAGAAAUAGCUGAUUCUCAUUUAUUAAAGCAGUGGUCAUAUGAUAUUAAUUAUGGAUUAGACAUUAGGCAUAUUUAUCAUACAUGUGUUGAUGCAAUUUUAUCUAUAUGUGAAUAUAAGCAUAUUUUAAAUUCUAAUAAAAUAACAUUUAAAAAGAAUACUCUUCUUGAUUCAUCCUCUGAUAAAAUGUCUAAUUCAUCUAAAGAAGAUGAUGAUUACUCUAAGAAAAAUAUCACAAGUUUUUCAAAACAUGCAAACAAAAAAGAGAAUGAAAGUGAUGAUGAGGAUGGAAUAGAAGAACACAGAUGGAUAGAAAUAAAUAAUAGAGAACAAAAAUAUUUUGAUAAAUUAGAAUCUGUGAAAGAAAAAAGAAAUAAAAAUAAUAACACUUCCUUAAUAAUGGAAAAGUUAGGUUUUUUUGCAAAAGAAAAAAGAAACAAUGUAGAUUAUUUUAAAGAAAGACAAGGAAAAUUAGAUAGCACACCUAUUAAAAGUAAUUUUAAUAAAGAAAAGGAAGAAAAUAGAAAUGAAAACGAGAACGAAGAAAAUUUUCAUUUUGAUAUGACUAUAGAUAUGAGUCCUCGUAAAUUAAAAGAAAAUAUCAAAUUAAAAAGUAAAGUAGAAAGUGAAUAUAUAUUAAAUAAUGUUCAAUCAAAAUUUAUAAGGAGACAUUAUAUUAAAAAAGUUUUACGAGAUUUAUGCACUAUUGAAUAUCUGAUUUUAUGUGCAUUUACUAGACUGUAUAAAAAAGAAAUUUUACCAAAGACAUUAUAUGUAAUUAUAUUAGAAAUAAAUAAAUUUAAGCAAGCUUAUCCCCAAGAACAAAUUAUUGGAUUUUCACUUGAUGCUUAUAGGAGGUCUUUUUUCAGAUUAGUUGAUUUAGAUAUUAUUAUUUUAUCUUCUUAUUCAUUAAGUCAUUUAAAUAUUAAAAAUUUUAGUAACGAUUUAUUUGGAUUACAUGAGCCAACCAAAUUCCCAUGUUUUGAUAUUUUCCUAGAUAAUAUAGAAUCUUAUAACUUAAAUCAUAAUUUAAUUCAAUGGGUAAAGCAUAACACUGAAGUUAUGCAAUAA